This is a messenger RNA of Colletotrichum destructivum, 2336 nucleotides long. RefSeq names its product Putative chitin-binding, type 1, NodB domain, glycoside hydrolase/deacetylase, beta/alpha-barrel. Gene Ontology annotation, biological process: carbohydrate metabolic process. NCBI's taxonomy places the organism in Eukaryota, Fungi, Ascomycota, Sordariomycetes, Glomerellales, Glomerellaceae. Gene Ontology annotation, molecular function: hydrolase activity, acting on carbon-nitrogen (but not peptide) bonds; chitin binding. The coding region runs from base 242 to 1891 and encodes 549 amino acids. The record is from RefSeq and is a predicted model, not a curated record. The transcript is spliced from 5 exons.
AAUGAUCUAGCUUGCCUCGCAAUUCUCCAGGAUCACGGUGUGAGCAAGUCGUCAAGAGCAGUGUUUGCCAGGUUCAUUCUCUGCUGCUUUCGUGUCUAUUGUCCCAAUUUGGCUCGGCUUCUUCUUCACUGAACUUUGCCCUGCCAUAUUCCACUCGCUUAACCCUUUUGCCUCAACACACAUCGUCGUUGUCGUCGUCGUCGUAUAUACGUUGGUCACCAGAGCUCCCCUUUUCAUCAUCAUGCAUUUUACCACUCUCGUUUUUGCCGCAAGCUGUGGCCUGGUUGCAGCCCACGGUGGCGAUGGACUGCCACUGCCCAACAUAAUGGCAGGCAGAGGUGCAAUGCAAGACUUCACCUCGGCCCGCCGCCAGAUUCAGCGUCGCGCUGCACACGUCGAGCCCGUCCGUGAGGCUUCGGAGCUGGAGAAGCGCCAGUCUGUGGGCCGUUGCGGUCCCAACUUCAACAAUCAGGUCUGCGAUUCCGGAUACUGCUGUUCCAGCGCAGGUUGGUGUGGGCAAGGAUACCUCUACUGUUCAGCGCCAUCGUGCAUGAUCGAGUAUGGUCCCGCGUGUGAUGCCAACAUCCGUCCCGACGGACCGGAUACGGCGAAUGUUGCUCGUCCCAAGAUAGGCGCCGUUCCGUAUGGCAAGGCCAUCUACCACUGUGAGCGUUACGGCGAUAUCGCUCUCACUUUCGAUGAUGGCCCCUACAUAUACACUGAAGAUCUCUUGAACAAGCUCAAGGUAUACAACGCCAAGGCCACUUUCUACAUCACGGGUAACAACCUGGGCAAGGGCAAGAUUAAUGACCCGGCCACCAAGUGGCCUGCUCUCAUCAAGCGCAUGGUUGCCGAAGGCCAUCAGAUCGCCAGCCACACCUGGUCGCACCAGAGACUCACCACCGUGAGCGCCGAGAAGUUCCGCAAUCAGAUGAUCUACAAUGAGAUUGCUUUUGCCGACCUUCUGGGUUACUUCCCAACUUACAUGAGACCUCCUUACUCGGCCUGCGAUGCCACCUGUGAAGGUUACUUGAAUGACCUCGGGUACCACAUCACCUACUUCAACCUCGACACCGAGGGCUACCUGCAUGACAGCGCCAACUUGAUCGAGAGCUCCAAGGACAUCUGGGACAGCAAGGUUGAGGGCAAAUCACCCGCCAACAACAAGUGGCUCCACAUCGAGCAUGACCCUGUUUACCAGACCGUCUACAACCUGACCGACCACAUGCUUGAAUCCCUCUUCCGCAACGGUUUCCGUUCCGUCACCGUCGGUGACUGCCUCAACGACCCCAAGGAGAACUGGUAUCGCUCCGUCGGUAACACACCGCCUUCUAGCAGUACCCGUGCCUCCACCCUCGCCCCCGGCACCACCACCUCCACCUCCACCACAUCCGCCUUGUCCACUCCUACGGGUAGCCUCACCCCUUCCAAGGACGGUCGCUGCGGACCCAAGUUUGGCGACACAACCUGCAUCAACGAGCCCGGCGCGACCUGCUGCUCUGCCGCCGGCUGGUGCGGAAACACUGCUGACCACUGCGGCGCCGCCUGCCAGCCCCUCUACGGAAACUGCCAGAUCUCGUCGGCCAAGGCCUCGACCUCGAGCGUCCGUGCCAGCUCUGCGUCGACGUCCCGCGCGCCGUCUGCGUCGUCUUCUACCCUGGCACCAGUCCCCGCCUCCUCCCGCACUAGCACCUCCGUAGGGGCUUCCGGCACGCCGGUGUCUCCUCCCUUGAGCACCAAUGGCCGCUGCGGUACUACGCAGGGAGGUACUACGUGCAUCAAAGAGCCCGGCGCGACGUGCUGCUCCAAGUACGGCUGGUGCGGCGCCACCGCGGAUCAUUGCGGCGCAGGAUGCCAGGCUGGUUUCGGUACCUGCAGCGCGUCCAAAUAAGGUCUCAGAGAUCUGUCUAUAUCUCACGAUUUCUGUCCAUGGCUUCAUUUCUAGUUUUCUCGUGUCCCAUCAUAUCGAUGUAUGGAUGAAUAUUUAGUGUGUAAUGUGUUAAUAGGUGGGUGAAUGGUUCACCCAAGAAGCCUUCGGGGUAUGUUUUUCGGCGUCAAGGUCAAGCGGAGUAGGGUGGAAAGGGGCAUCGAGUGCAAGGGUCGACGACAUGAAAAGCAUUCAUGGACAUGAUUUGAUGUUCAGGUCAGACUGGGAACAGUCAAGAUGCCAACAUAUUCAUUGAUUUUAAACUCUCUACGCAAGCUGUUGAGAUCGAUCCACGGCGACCGAUGAUUGCAACGAGACUUACCUACAUCCGAAAUGUUGCCGGUCGAGUAGUUGGGGUCUGAUAAAAACAAAGCAUGUUUACCGUUGCUUCAAAUCUACUUUCUUCGCU